AUUUCAAAAAAGGGUUUUUUUUUGUGGAAUUGAUUGAGUGAAAAGGAAGGUAUUACUCAGAUUCUUCUCUUUCAGUGAAAAAGAAGGGAUUUUUAAAGGGUUUUGAGUAUUUUUUUUCUCUUCUUUCUUUGCAAGAAUGCUUUUUUACUUUCUGGGGUUUAAUGAUUUUGCUUCUAUGAUAUGAUUUUUUGCUUGUUUUCUCCAUGGAACUACUUUUCUCCAAAUGGGUCUCUGCUUUCUUGCUCUGUUGUUGGCUUAUCUUCUCUGUUGGGCAUUCAGUGGAGGGGUUACAUGGAAAUGCAAGAGUAAGAGCUGUGAACUUGGGUGGAUGGUUAGUUGUAGAGGGAUGGAUAAAGCCUUCUCUUUUUGAUGAUAUACCCAAUGGAGAUAUGCUUGAUGGAACACAGGUGCAAUUAAAAUCUGUGACAUUGCAAAAGUAUAUUUCUGCACAGAAUGGUGGAGGAAUGAAUGUGUCUGUGGAUAGAGAUAAUCCAUUAGAAUGGGAAACAUUUAAGUUGUGGAGGAUUUCUGAGUCAGUAUUUCAGUUUCGAACUUCUGAAGGGCAAUUUCUAACAUGCAGUGGUGAUGGAGAUAGUGUGACGGCAACAACAGAGUCUCCCUCGGAUUCAGAAACAUUCUAUCUCGAAAGGAACUUCAAUAAUAGAGUUCACAUCAAACUGAAAAGUGGAACUUAUAUACAGGCUUCAAAUGACAAUGUUCUCACAGCAGACUUUCCGGGGACACCAGGUUGGGAUGAUAAUCCAGCCACAUUUGAGAUGACGUUUGUGGCAAAGUUGCAAGGGGAUUACCAGCUUGCUAAUGGAUAUGGGCAUAACAAGGCAAAAGACGUUCUUAAGAAGCAUAGGAAUAGUUUCAUCACUGUAGAUGACUUCGAUUUCUUGUACAGACACGGAAUAAAUACUGUUAGGAUUCCUGUUGGCUGGUGGAUAGCUUCUGAUUCAAAUCCUCCGGCUCCUUUUAUUGGUGGAAGCUUAGAAGCUCUUGAUAAUGCAUUCUCGUGGGCGCAAGCUUAUAACAUUAAGUGCAUAAUCGACCUUCACGCUGCCCCAGGUUCCCAAAAUGGGAUGGAGCAUAGUGCCAGUAGAGAUGGCACAGUUAACUGGCAGACAUCUCGAGAACACAUCGCGCAAACAUUGGAUGCUAUAGAGUUCUUAGCUUCCAGGUAUGCUGUGCAUCCUGCCUUGCUAGGAAUCGAGCUUCUAAACGAGCCAUCUGCUGCAGAUGUCUCACUGGAUAUUCUGGUGCCUUUUUAUAAACAGGGAUACCAAAUUGUUCGAAAAUAUUCUUCAACAGCUUACGUGAUAUUUUGCCAAAGAAUCGGAAAUGCAGAUCCAUUUGAACUUUAUCAAGCUAACAUAGGCUCAUCAAACACAGUAGUUGAUCUGCACUACUACAAUCUUUUCGACAGAUACUUUGAUAAACUGACCUCGUCGGAGAACAUUCAAUUUCUAUACAAAAACAGACAAUCUCAAAUACAGGCUUUGAAUAGCGCCAACGGACCAUUGGUGUUUGUUGGUGAGUGGGUGAACGAAUGGAACGUGACUAAUGGCUCGUUAGCAGAUUACCAGGAUUUCGGAAGAGUUCAGUUAGAUAUAUACAAUGCAGCCUCUUUUGGAUGGUCUUACUGGACACUAAAGUGCAAAAAACAGCACUGGGAUUUCGAGUGGAGUAUUCGGAACAAUUAUCUUCAACUGCAACCAGGUAUGUAUGCAGGUACUUCACCAAGGAAGAUGAUACCUAGAGUUAUAUUGUUGCUUGGAUUGGCAUGCAUUUGGAGCUUUAUGCAUUAGAAGAACCAAAGAAGUCUUUUGAAUCCAGCGGUAUGAAUGAUGGAAUUGAGAAACAACUAUUCUUCGCGG
Messenger RNA from Solanum verrucosum, 1880 nucleotides. RefSeq names its product probable glucan 1,3-beta-glucosidase A. Gene Ontology annotation, cellular component: actin cytoskeleton; cytoplasm. Lineage: Eukaryota; Viridiplantae; Streptophyta; Magnoliopsida; Solanales; Solanaceae. Gene Ontology annotation, molecular function: hydrolase activity, hydrolyzing O-glycosyl compounds; actin filament binding. The transcript is spliced from 10 exons. Bases 204 to 1811 code for a protein of 535 amino acids. The record is from RefSeq and is a predicted model, not a curated record. Gene Ontology annotation, biological process: actin filament bundle assembly; carbohydrate metabolic process; cell migration.